AUGCAUGCAUCUGUGACAAAGAUAGUUCAUAAAGCCUUAACAUGUUUUGACUGUCAAAACAUUAGUCAUCCCCGAUUCUGUGAACAGGUUAGGAAAUGUAAGGAAAAUCAGAUUUGUGGUUUGGAACGUGAGGUUAAGUCAAAUGGUGACAUUCUAUUUAACGUUGGAUGUAUGACACCGGAGGUAUGCGACACCAGCAGUGUAGGCGUGGGUACAAAUCAGCCUUGUCUGAGUUGCUGUUCGACAGAUCUCUGCAACACCAAUGGAUGUGGGGAACAUGAUCAUACGAAGAAUGGAACUUUAUGUUACGCUUGUUCUGGUCAGCAGAGACCUGAAUCUUGCCAUACCGUAUCUUUUUGUGAAAGUUUUGAGAUGUGCUAUUUAGAAGAAAAGUCUUAUUUCGGAGAAAAGUUUUACAAUAGUGGAUGUAAAGUUAAGCAUAUUUGCGAUGCCGAGUAUAAUAAACCAAUCGUUGGACGCAGAUCCAUUAAACAAUCCAGGUCCACAUCACAGUUAUCAUGCUGCGAUAAAAAUCUGUGUAACGACAUUGACCGUCUACAUGGACAAGUCCAGUCAACUAUACAAACAACCAAUGUUCACAUCCCUAAUAGUUCUACAAGAACUACAACACUUUCUUCAGGACAGCCUUCAGAAUGUGCUGAUAUUGCAUCAGAUAGAGAUGGAGUUUACACUAUUAUUCCUAAAGGAAGUUCUCAGGAAAUCUCAGUGUUCUGUAUAAUGAGAGGAGGAAAUAAAUGGACGGUAAUACAAAGAAGGAUAAAUGGUAAAGAAGAUUUUUAUAGAACUUGGUCGGACUAUAAAUCUGGGUUUGGUACUGUUCAGACAGAAUAUUGGCUAGGAAAUGAUAAUGUACAUUUCAUUUCUGCUAAUGGUGACCAUAAUCUUAGUGUGUAUGUAGAAGACUUCAAUGGCCUCCACGCUUAUGCCAACUAUUCACACUUUGCAAUUGGUGAUGAGAGUACUAAGUAUCUUCUAGAUAUAAAUGGAUAUUUUGGUGAUGCAGGUGAUGGAUUAUCUGAUGGUAAUGCCAUGAAAUUUAGCACGAAAAAUUCAGAUAAUGAUAUUUCAUCCAGUCAUUGUGCUGUUGACAGGCAUGCUGGUUGGUGGUUCAGAAAUUGUGAUUAUGCCAAUUUAAAUGGGAAAUAUAAUGACACAAAUAGUGCUGGUAACUACUGGUAUCGAUGGAAGCAAAAUACAAAGCCACUAAAAAAGUCUAUCAUGAUGAUUAAAAGAAAAUAA
Messenger RNA from Mytilus californianus (California mussel), 1260 nucleotides. Its product is annotated as fibrinogen-like protein 1. The record is from RefSeq and is a predicted model, not a curated record. Lineage: Eukaryota; Metazoa; Mollusca; Bivalvia; Mytilida; Mytilidae. The transcript has 11 exons. The coding region runs from base 1 to 1260 and encodes 419 amino acids.